CCUGCCCAGGGAGGUGGCCUGCCUGGCCUGCACACUGUCACUCUGUCAUUGGACUCUGGAGUUCCCGUCAUUGUUUAUUUCUUUUCUUAUUCAGGAGUCAAUGUCCUUUGCACACUCAUUAUGAAGCGGGAUCUGGCUCUAAUUGGUCUGGCCUUGCUGUCUCUGCUUCCAUCUGGAUAUCCUCAGCAAACACCAGAGGAUGCCUGCUCCGUACAGAUUCUUGUCCCAGGCCUCAAAGGGGAUGCUGGUGAGAAGGGAGACAAAGGUGCACCUGGACGUCCUGGAAGAGUUGGCCCCACAGGAGAAAAAGGAGACGUGGGUGACAAAGGACAGAAAGGCAACAUAGGUCGCCAUGGAAAAAUUGGUCCGAUUGGUUCUAAAGGCGAAAAAGGAGAUUCUGGUGACAUAGGGCCCCCUGGCCCUAAUGGAGAACCAGGCAUCCCGUGCGAAUGCAGCCAACUCAGGAAGGCCAUCGGGGAGAUGGACAACCAGGUCACCCAACUGACCACCGAAUUAAAAUUCAUAAAAAAUGCACUGCCCUCCCCCGCAGCUGUAGCCGGCGUGCAAGAGACGGAAACUAAGAUCUACCUGCUGGUGAAGGAGGAGAAGAGGUACCUGGACGCACAGCUAGCAUGCCAGGGCCGUGGGGGCACCCUGGCCAUGCCCAAGGAUGAGGCUGCCAAUGGCCUCAUGGCCUCCUACAUCACACAGGCCGGCCUGGCACGCGUCUUCAUUGGCAUCAAUGACCUGGAGAGAGAGGGCACCUUCGUCUACGCAGACCGCUCCCCCAUGCAGACCUUCAACAAGUGGCGUACCGGGGAGCCCAACAAUGCCUAUGACGAGGAGGACUGCGUGGAGAUGGUGGCCUCGGGGGGCUGGAACGACGUUGCCUGCCACAUCACUAUGCACUUCAUGUGUGAGUUUGACAAAGAGCAUGUGUGAGUGAGUUGAGCCUGCCGGGCCUGGUCUUUGCCAUCCCUGCAGUCGUGACCGUCCAUCGAGACCUCCAUGGACUUGAGACUUUGUUCCAGUGUGUUGACCUGAGAACACAGGUUUCUUCAUUCAAAGUCAUUUCCCCCACUCCGAACCUCUGGAGCAAGGCAAAUGUUUGGUGGGGUGUCGUUUUGGGAGAAAUUGUUUU
Messenger RNA from Suncus etruscus (white-toothed pygmy shrew), 1141 nucleotides. RefSeq names its product collectin subfamily member 11 (gene COLEC11). The coding region runs from base 121 to 942 and encodes 273 amino acids. The record is from RefSeq and is a predicted model, not a curated record. NCBI's taxonomy places the organism in Eukaryota, Metazoa, Chordata, Mammalia, Eulipotyphla, Soricidae. The transcript is spliced from 6 exons.